AUGACCGUCUCGAUUCCGCGGGCCUUGGCCUCAGUGGUUCUGGGUGCUGCAGUCGCCCAAGCGCAACUCUGGGAUGAAGUCAUCCAGACAACCUACGGUCCAGUCCAGGGAUAUAAGUACUUCAACGAAUCCACCCUGGAGACCUAUUUUGGCAUCUCCGAAUCCAAUGUGACGGCUUAUCUGGACAUUCCGCCACGCACGGCGUUCGGGCCCGCGUGUCCCACCGGCGAUACUUCGUACAUUAGCGAAGACUGUCUGAGCUUGAACAUCUGGACCAAUGCCGGCACCGCAGACGCCAAGCUCCCCGUCAUAGUGUGGAACCAGGGAUCCGACGAGACGAGCGACAACCCGUGGUACUAUGGAGGUGGAAUGGCCUUGAAAGAUCUCAACACCGAGGGUUUGCGCACAACAGGAUACAACACGUCCGGCAACUACGGUGUGCUCGAUCAACUCGAGGUUCUUAAAUGGGUUCAGAAGAACAUCGCCAACUUCGGAGGCGAUCCGGAUCGCGUAAUUGUGGCUGGCCAAUCGUUCGGUUCCUCGCAAAUGUAUCACGCGGUGAACAGUCCUCUUUUCACGGGCUACUUCCACGGUGGAAUUUCCGAGUCGGGAAUUCGAUACCCCUAUGACCCCCUUCUCGCCGGCCUCGCCACGUCGUAUGCCAACAUGUCCACCGCGAUCUACUUCGGCGAAAGCUCUGUAGCAAGCCACAAUGUCUCGACGAUCGCCGAGCUACGCACCUUGUCCAUGGAAGAUCUUCUCGUUGGAUCGCAGGAUCGGCCGGUGCUCGAUGGGUACGUGCUCCCGGAGAAGUACAUCGACACUCUCCGCAUCGGACCGGCCAACGACGUUCCCGUCAUCACCGGCAACACAAAGGACGAGUCCGGGGCGGCCACCAGCACGGACUACACGGUAGCGCAGUAUAAGAACUACACCUCGCUGAAGUACGGCGACCUCUACGACCGCUACAUCAGGCUGUACCCGGACACGAACGGCACGCAGGACGAGUCGUGGAACGCGGCGGCGCGGGACGCCUCGCUGGUCGGCUCGUGGGCCUACGCCACCGAGUGGUACAAGGCCGCUUCCUCCUCGUUCUACACCUAUUACUGGACCCAUGCGCCCCCCGGCCAGGACCAGGGCGCCUUCCACCAGUCCGAGAUCAUGUACGCCCUCAACGCGCUCUACGCCAACGCGGAUCGGUACCCCUUCAACGCCACCGACUACGCCAUCCAGGAGAAGAUGUCGGCCUACUGGGCCAAUUUCGCUAAGACCCUUAACCCCAACCUCGGCGGCUCGUACACCGCCGGCUCCCUGCCCUACUGGAGCCCCAACAGCGCCAACGGCACCCAGGUCGUCAUGGAGCUGGGCAAUGCGUUCGAGAACGUGCCUAUUGCGCACCCGGCUCAGGUGUCCUUGUUGAUGGAGUGGUUCCAUCGGCAGAUUCCUUACUAG
Aspergillus aculeatinus CBS 121060 is the source of this 1452-nucleotide messenger RNA. Its product is annotated as alpha/beta-hydrolase. Bases 1 to 1452 code for a protein of 483 amino acids. Lineage: Eukaryota; Fungi; Ascomycota; Eurotiomycetes; Eurotiales; Aspergillaceae. The record is from RefSeq and is a predicted model, not a curated record. The transcript has 4 exons.